AUGGUCGACGUCCUGCGAUUCAGGGAUGUGGCGCCGAGCACGGCGAGUGCUGCCAUGGUGUGGAAACGCCGUCGCAGAUACCGGUACAGCAGUGGCAGUACUGUGAGCGAGCCGGAACCGAAUCUGCUCUGGGGUGCCUGUUUGUUUUGCGUGCCAGCCCGAUCAGUGGCUUGCGACGCUGAGAGCCUCGAAGGAGCCAUGUUGACAAUUCCUGCCAUGCUGAAAACGGCCGAACAGUUCAGGCUAGCCUCGGCUGGUCCCCCUCAGCUUGCUCCUCACCAGGGAGAUCCGUCUUCCCCGUUGUCUCUGGAAAAUGUAUUUGGCCGUUUCGACGAUGAUAUUGUCGGGGAAAUGUGCGCUGUCGACCAAAUGCUGACGUCGAACUAUGGCGAGUCGGCCCACCACUCCGCUCCGUCGCUACCGUUGUGCAUUCAUGGCAGUUCGCCUGCAGGUGGUACUCCAUUCUGUAGACUGCAUCCAGAGGAUGUAGACUCUUCUGGUGGUGCGGUAAAACUUGAUCCAGCUGGUGUUGUGGAAGACGAAGGGCGCCCUGCCAGACAGAAUCCGAACCGCUCAGUCCCCGGUGUAGUUCAUCAGGGGGUGCGCUCGAUGCCCUCUCGAUGCUGGCGGGAUUGUGGCGGAUCUUCUGUACUGGACGGGUCCCCGGAUGAGCUCCACAUGCACGAUGAAAACACCUCUAGUGAACCGAAAGCUCUGGACGACACCAGACGCUCCUGGCACAACUCCUUGUUUGCCAGUCGGGGCAAUUCAUCGCCCAGCCACAAGACACUCCACGCAAAGGUUCAUGGUAGAAUAUUUAACGACCUGCUGGUCCCCAGCGGAAUGGACAUCGCUGAGCCAGCCUCCCGAAAAAAGGCUGAAGCAGGCGACGGUGUUCAAAGCGGUAUCUUUCACGCGUGUGGCUCAUGCGGUGGAGCGAAGCCGUUGACGCUCGAACAUUUCAAUGAGCCUACGAUCGGCAACAUUCUUUCGUGGUAUCGGACCGCCUCCCACGCAGUUGACAACGGCAGCGUCCGCAUAUGCUUCUGCCCCGGGCAAUCACAGAAUGGAGGUCAGGGAGGCCAGUUGACUCGCCCUGCGCUCGUCGCAUGGCAACGGAGUCUUCUCCGCGAGCUUUCUUGCCGUAGCGAAAUCGACGUGCUUCGCCCGAUGAAGAGCACAUUCUUUCAUGAGGCCCUUGCGGAAGGCAAGAAAGACGCGCGCGACCUCAGUCGAACCACCACGGUGGAAUCAACUGAAGACGACGAAGCCGAGACGCACAGCUCCCCCAUCGCUCUGCAGUGCUCCUUGAAACUUCCUGUCUGCGGUCACGCCGUCGACGAGCAGGCAUUCCGCUCCUGCGCAGCAGAGGCAAUGAGAGAAGAGGGGAAUAUGGUAUACAGCAGUGGCGCACAGUGGCGCGUGGCGUGUCCUGCGUGCGGAUGCAGACAGUUUGUGGGGGCAUCGCUCCUGAGCAGACUGUAUAUGAGGUGA
Besnoitia besnoiti is the source of this 1494-nucleotide messenger RNA. RefSeq lists its product as uncharacterized. Bases 1 to 1494 code for a protein of 497 amino acids. The transcript is spliced from 2 exons. NCBI's taxonomy places the organism in Eukaryota, Apicomplexa, Conoidasida, Eucoccidiorida, Sarcocystidae. The record is from RefSeq and is a predicted model, not a curated record.